Messenger RNA from Cyphellophora europaea CBS 101466, 2361 nucleotides. RefSeq lists its product as uncharacterized. Lineage: Eukaryota; Fungi; Ascomycota; Eurotiomycetes; Chaetothyriales; Cyphellophoraceae. Bases 1 to 2361 code for a protein of 786 amino acids. The record is from RefSeq and is a predicted model, not a curated record. The transcript has a single exon.
AUGUCCACCUCACCGCGUGAGCCACUCAAUCCGUUCGGCAUCCGCGAACUGCACGGACCCUCCGACCACGGAAUCGUCAGGAUCACUGCCCCAGAGUAUGACUCGACUAUCAAGUCCUAUCCGAAUGCAGCCCUAACCUACCUGGACGACGAUGAUGGGGAGACCAUUACCGUCGGCUCAAGCCUUGAGCUGCAACAGCGGCUUGAUGAGCCUCUAAGAGCAAGAAGAAGACGCGAGAGAAAUUUAUCCGCUUCUGCAGCUCGCAGUCCCAUAGAUAGUGAUCAAAAGGUUCAUUUAUUCGACAUUCAGCGGACUGCAGAGAACCUAUUGGUCUGGCGUGAUCACGCUGCCUACUCGAGCAAGGCACUUCACAAGAACGCCGGUAGCAUCACAUCUCUGUCCGAACCAGGAACCGAAACAACUAGUGCUGCAAAUGUUGCAGCUACUCACGAGGAUCAUGCUGAUAUUGCUGCGACUCUUGCAACUGAACGAGAAUCAAACGUCACUCUGCAUCCUCGGAUUGACGCACCUGAGUCCUCAGCCUCUUCUCCAAAACCAUUGACCUGUUCCAACGAUAUCCUGCAGAGCGUCGAUACCAUUCUACAAUCUGCAUGCCAAGGCAUCGAAAGUCACGUUACCGGUUUCACGGCUUUCCUGGAUCUGACGGCCAGCGCGCUGCGCACAGUUGCUCAGAAGACCAGAGAUGCCGAUACAUCACCUGUGGAGGAUCUUCUUGGUGGUAUGAAAGACAUAAUUGUCGAGGCUGGGCAUAUGGGUAAAGACUUACUGCGAUCACUCGAAGACACCGAACCUCAUGUCCCGUCGCAGCAGGAUAGCCGAUCCAGACGUGAUAGCUCAGAGAGUGCGCAACCUGUCUUCAUUCACACUGUGGAUGACGAAAGUCUGGCCUCUUCAAAGCGCGUUAGCUUCGCUCCUACGGAACCUAAUUCGGCGAAUCAUGCCCAAGUACCAGCACCUCCUGUUCCCCAACUCGAUCAAGAGGUUGAGUCCUCCAUCAUCCCGGGACCAUGGUCAGAUAUAAGACCCAGCUUCGAUGCGUUGCUGCCACAGACUGCACCCAUCUUCUACCGCAACUUGUCGAAGCAAGCAUCUUCAAGCACUCGUGCAAAGCCUACUCAAUUACUCGAGGAGAAGCCAAGUGAAUCCUUGAUGGACAUGGAGGGCUCGACCGCCGAUUUUGCAGCACGAUAUCCUCCACUGACAUCGCUGAAGAGAGCGAAAACACUUGGCUCCCUGCGGACGGAGCCCUCCCGUGCGGACAAGCACGAGGAGACCAGCAGCAGCACCGUCUCAACACUCUCGAGAUAUCCCAGCCUUAGCCAGCUCGAACAACAUAGGCACAUGACCGGCACCUCCCGUCCGAGACCCAGGGAGCCUACGCGUCUGGAGCGCCACCGUGCUUUCGUUCGAGCACAGUACCACCGCUUUGACUCCCUGCCAAAGGGCUACCGAACCCCAUCGGUUGAGGAUGCCACCGAUCUAGAGGACAAGCCUUUCGAGAAUAAGGCUGCUGGGCCUGCGAAGCCAGAUGGCGGAGUCGAUGCUUUGCUCCCUGGCGCUUGGCCGGAGCCGAGCACUCCAGGUGUCAAUGCUUCUGUUCCCGAGUCCUCUGGGGCGUUCUUCAACCGCAUGGCACAGAACGGGCGGAGCGGGCAAAGCCAGCCAAAGUCGCCUGCACUCUCGUGUAGGACUACCAGCCCCCUGGCCGAUUGCUUCUCUCCCGUAAACAACAACUUGCGACGGGCGCAGACUGUGACGGCUUCGAACCCGGCAGCAAGACUCAACGGCCCAUUCGAUCCUAUGACUGGUGUCCCCGACCUGCGCAGUGAGGCUAGCACGUCCCAAAUGAUGGCAAACGCGAUACCAGCAAUGCUACCACAGCGAAGCUUGACACAACACCAGCCAACUCGCACACGCCAGGCACCCGCCCGCCCUACAGUCGUUGCUCCGCAGAACACGCUGUGGAAUAAUUCUCCUCACUCCCGGCAGGUUCCUCUCUCCCAUCGGCCUAUUCCUUUACACCGUGCACCCAUGCCCGGUGCAUUUCCUUAUCCGCCAAUUCCGCAGCCUCGCCCAGUUUCUGGGAACAAUCACUUCCUCCGGCAGAUGCGCAGUGAACCCAACUUCAUCGUCCCAACACCUGCAGCUCGUCCUGACAUGAACUCUGAAGUCAGUGAUUGUGUGAAGAGCCUUCGGAAUAUGGGUUAUGGUGUGACAGACGCGAACGAGGAUGCGAGGUUGCCUAUGUAUGCUAGUGCUACGUCUAGUAAUGUCUCAGAGGCUAUCGAGAUGAUCGAGGAGGACCGACGUGCCGCUGAAGCUAUCAUGGCCCGGCGCUGA